AUGGAUCCAUCAGUACUGAAAAGCGAAGUAGAGGGUGGUAGACAUGCUCGCUCGAUCGAGAAAUAUGGGACGCCCAGUGACACGUUGGACAUGGAGCGUAUGGGAAAACAGCAAACCUUGCGGCGCAAUUUUAGUUUCUUCUCUAUAUUCGGAUUCUCUAUUAUUCUCAUGAGUACUUGGGAGGCCCAGUUGGGUGUAGGCACCUUCGGUCUCCUGAACGGAGGAACUGCGGGUAUGAUAUAUGUCUAUAUUGGUUCUUGGGUCGGUUUCGCGGCCAUCACCAUUUCGAUGGCCGAAAUGGCUUCCAUGGCUCCCACUGCAGGAGGUCAAUAUCAUUGGGUGUCAGAGUUUGCACCUGCCAGGGCUCAGAAAUUUCUCAGCUACUUGAUCGGUUGGCUCUGUGUUCUUGGAUGGCAAGCUGGUACUGGGUCCGCCUGUUUCUUGGCCGGGACUGAGAUUCAGGGCCUGCUCGUUCUCAAUCGUCCUGAUUAUGUCUACCAACGCUGGCACGGUACCUUGCUUACUAUGGCCGUCAUCGGGUUUUGCGGGGUUUUUAAUACAUUUCUUGCUAAGCGACUACCUUUAGUCGAAAGUCUUAUACUAAUUCUCCACAUCUCGGGCUUCUUCGCUAUCAUCAUCCCACUUUGGGUCCUCGCUCCGCGCUCUGAGGGAAGUGCAGUCUUCACUCAAUUUAAUGAUGGAGGUGGCUGGGGCAGUACUGGGCUUGCCUGUCUCGUCGGAAUACUUGCUCCUGUUGUCUCUCUUCUUGGCUCGGACGCGGCAACACACAUGUCUGAAGAGCUCAAAAAUGCUUCGAAAACACUCCCUAGGGCGAUGAUCUCGACCGUUGCAUUCAAUGGUGCUUUAGGUUUUGUCAUGCUCAUUACCUUCUGCUUUUGCUUGGGCGAUGUUGGCAGCAUCCUUUCGACUCCAACUGGCUAUCCAUUCAUUCAAGUCUUCUACAACGCUACACUCUCAACAGGAGGUGCUACCGCCAUGACCUCAAUCCUGAUAGUCUUGGCAACAGUUGGCGGAAUGACAAAUAUGGCGACCGCAUCCCGUCAGCUGUUUGCCUUUGCACGUGAUCAAGGUGUUCCAUUUAGCGGGUUUUUUUCCAGCGUCCCAGCAGGUUGGGGCAUUCCUUUGAACGCCGUGAUCACAACGACCGCCAUCGCUUCAGCCCUUUCUGUGAUCAACAUUGGCUCCACAAUCGCGUUCAACCAGAUCACCUCCCUCGGCUUGUGCGCGCUGCUAUCAUCCUAUCUGGUUUCGAUCUCUUGCAUCGCCCUGAAGCGAAUCCGCAAGGAGCCACUGUUGACAUCAUAUUUUAGCCUGGGAAGAUUCGGUCUCGUCAUCAAUGUCACCGCGAUUCUGUUUGUGCUACUGGCUUACAUCAUGAUCUUCUUCCCUCCGACGCCCCACCCGAUCCCGAGCGGCAUGAACUGGAGUGUGGUCAUUUAUCUAGGUGUUCUUAGCAUCUCGCUUCUCUACUACUUUCCCAAAGGCAAGCAUGUAUAUGUUGGACCGGUGAAAUAUGUCAACAAGAACAUCGGAAGAAUGGUGAUAAAAGCUGAGAGAAUGGGGCCAUGA
Messenger RNA from Endocarpon pusillum Z07020, 1590 nucleotides. RefSeq lists its product as uncharacterized. Gene Ontology annotation, molecular function: transmembrane transporter activity. Gene Ontology annotation, biological process: transmembrane transport. Gene Ontology annotation, cellular component: membrane. The record is from RefSeq and is a predicted model, not a curated record. NCBI's taxonomy places the organism in Eukaryota, Fungi, Ascomycota, Eurotiomycetes, Verrucariales, Verrucariaceae. The coding region runs from base 1 to 1590 and encodes 529 amino acids. The transcript is spliced from 7 exons.